Messenger RNA from Stylophora pistillata, 6081 nucleotides. RefSeq lists its product as uncharacterized. Lineage: Eukaryota; Metazoa; Cnidaria; Anthozoa; Scleractinia; Pocilloporidae. The record is from RefSeq and is a predicted model, not a curated record.
UCCGGGGCCCCUUCGAGAGACUCCGAGACCCUUGUAAGCCCGGGAUCAGCUUUGCCCGAGUUAACAACGUCCAAAGCUGCAAAAAUAACUUGUCAGCGGCACCAUAUUUAACAACAUGUUAUGACCUAGCGACACGCGCGUCCCAUCAAGACUUGACGUACGUCUGCCCACUACCAUUUUCCGUGUCCAGUUUUCCCGUUUGUUUCACAAUCACUGUUACAUUGGACUGUCGUUUUUGGAGUUAGAAUUCUACUUUACACUUGCCAGUGCUGCAUCGCUGGGUAAAAAGGGGAGAACUCAGGUCGAUGCAGGUGUCAUACAAAGAACGAGAAAAAUGUCACGAAGGAAAAAAGAAUGAGGAUUAGAACAUGUUAUGAGGGCCUCCAUGAUAUUCAGUUACAUUAAAAAAUAUUGACAACCAUUUGAAAGCUGACAGUGGAAUUUACUUCCUUGAGAUGUCGGAAAUCGUGGACUGUAUUGCUUUCAUCGUUCAGAAAGUAUGUUGGAGCCUCGGUGUUUGUGUGCUCUUUAUUGCCAAACGUUUUGCAGAUUUGUUUGGGUUAAUAUUCAACAUCCUUGCUUGUCUAACCAUUGUGAGACUACCCUUUAUGUUGAUGCAGUUCUAUCACAUGGACUCAAUGGCCGAAUGGCGAUAUGUGGGCUUUGUCCACUUUUUGUUCUUUCUGGUAGACAUACCAUUUAUUCUCAUGUUCAUGGUUAUGGUCUUGUUUACUGGGGGAUUAAUUCUUAUCCCACUUGUCCGUGAAUUCAAGGCAGAUGUUGAGUUUAAAGAUCUCACAAGGAAAGAGUGGGGAAUAUAUGGUCUGAAAGCAUUUGAGCUCCAUGCAAUCAUUGGAAAGAAUUUCUUUCGUCUCAUCUGCGACAUCUUGUGUGUUCCUUUGGCCAUUAUUUGUUUCUUCUCAUGGAGAUGUUGCAUUUUUGUCAAAAAACUUCGAGAGAAGAACUACAAGUGGAGAGACUUUGGAUGGAGAAAAACUUGUAUUAAACAAUUUUUACAACUCUUGGUCGAUAUUCCUUGCAUUUUGAUGGGUAUGCUGGUUAUGAUGACAUGGCGAGCCCCAUUUUUAGUCAGAAAUGUGAACGAGUGCCGGAUAAGUGGUAAAAUAUGGAAUCUAUGGAGAUUUAAGGUUUUUCCAGAAUUUAUAUUUAUUUUUGUUGAUUUUUUUUGCCUGUUGCUUUUUGUUUUAACCAUAAUAACAUGGAGAUUGCCUUUUUUGGUGCACAAGCUUUACCAUGCAGAGAAAAAACAAUGGGAGGUGCGAAAAAUCAUCGGUGAACAAUUUCUGUUGAUAUUUGUUGAUAUUCCCUGCAUUUUAUGUGCCUUUACUGUGUUCAUUACCUUAUGGAGAGUUCCCAACUUUAUCAGAAACUGGGAAAGUGACCAAUGGAAAACCAGGAAAAACUGUUUCUGUCAGAUGGGAUUGCUGCUUAUCGACUUUGUCUGUAUUCUGUUGUGUUUGGUUGUCAUGGUAACCUUGUGGAGAUUAUACCCUUUAAUUUGUGAUGUCAAGAAGUAUUAUUUGAGGCCCCAGAGGGAACGAUCCUGGAAAAUUCGAAAGUCCAUUUGUAAGAAUAUUGCUUUCUUGCUGAUAGAUUUACCAGCCAUAUUUCUCUGUCUUAUCAUAUUUGUUACAAUUUUGCGGUUUCCUAAGUUACUGUCCAAGCUUAUCCAGUCUGGUAAUUUCUUCCUGGAGUUUGCAAUGACAGUUUACUACGAGGCUGCCAUGUUGGUUGUGGACAUUUUCUUUGUCCUAUUGUUUGUGGUUCUGUUCUGCCUCAGGCCCAUCCAAAGCUGGGUCCAUCUGCUGGAAGACGAGGAACAUAAAAAAAAUCGCAUUCUGAAGCACUACAUGCAGUGGGUACCUGAUAUCCUAGAGAAGCGCUUCCAGAAUCGGAGAGAACUAGAAGGUAUCUUUUCUACUUGUUUAAAGAAUCGUUCACCUGAGGUAAAGCUCUGGAAUAAUCUUCGAACUGUCAAUGGAGAUUAUUUGGAGGAAUUGGAAUGGAUUCGAAACAAAGUGAGAAAAUACGAACUCGAUGAGGAAUUCGGAUAUUUGAUUGAUAUGGUCAAAUGGUGGGAGAAAAAACGGAUACACAAGCUGCUGCGCUUGUACAAAUGUGAAAUGAAUUUUUUGCUCCGCCGCAAUCUCUCCUCUCACAAUAACAACCUGGCAAAAUUUAGAAACGAGAUGUUGCGAUAUGAGAGUCACGUGACCGAGCAGUAUCGCGCCGUUGAAAAGUUCACCAUUCCUAAAGUGCCGCUGUGGAGUGAGGAAUGCGGGCUCAAGACGCGCACGCGCAGAGAGACUCAGCAAACUUUGAUCGAAUGUCUUCCCAGUGGACAAUUUUUCCUUUUGGUGCUUAUACUGUUGAAUUUAGCUCUGAUUUACCGCGGGCCCGCCUUGUUGAGGAACCUCUGCCAGCGUUGGUAUGACCGGAGGAACGCAGUGUUGAAUUCUUGUAAAGAAUAUUUUUGCGAUCUCGUGACCAUGUGUAGAAUUGUGUUGGUCUUGAUGUUCCUGUAUCGAGCGCCUUUCCUGAUUACCGACAUUACAAGAGACAUUGUUUUCAAACACAGUUGGCGCGCUGUUCGUGAGACGGUCAAAAGAUAUCCAGCCAUGAUCUUAGAGGACCUCGUCCAGCUGAUGCGUUUUUUUCUUAGCUGGGAGAGUGUGCGCUUCGUCUUCACUGCUUUUCUCUUUGGUCUCCUGAUGCCUGCGGAUUUAAUUUUGACCAUCAUGAAGUUUUUGUUUUCGAAGGACUGCGCGUAUUUCGUCACGGCUGUCUUGUAUGUGAUUUUCAUGGCUUUUCCGUUCCUCAUACCGUUUUACAUCAGCCAGAGAAUAGACUCUGACACAUUGACAGUCGUAAUCAGCGCAUUCGCUGUGAUUUUGUUGAUGGUUUUGGUGAUAAUGGUUGUCCUUUUGCUCAAGCAUAGAAAUCCAUCCAACAGACAAAUGCACGUUCAAGCAGACGCGCUUUUAAUUGAACCAACGCCCUACGACUACGUACGAUUUAACUGGACAAACAUUCACGUGAUCAUAUUUGAAAUCGUUGAGUUAUUACAGCUGUUAGCGUUAGUGUUCGUGACAAGUGAUCUACCGAUGCCUGGCGCAGACACUCUUAGCACUGCUUCUCAAUAUUUGCUUUUGAACUUCGCUUCUUUUAAUGUGAAGCUGUGGCUGACUUUCUUUAUAUUCAUAGUGUGGUUUUUCUGCUGCGGCGCGCCCGUAAUCUUGGAGAGCGUUCUAGAGCAUCUACCCAAGGGAUCAUGCGCAGGACACAUGGGAUGGACUUUGUUCUUGUCUCUUUUAGCCAACACCCUGUUUGUAACAAUUGUGGAGAGUUUCCUUGCCUUUGUAGCCUGCAAGACCAACGAUUGCCCUGAGCUUAAUGCGACUGUAAUCGCGAACAUUUCGAGGGGAAAUUACUGCGUACCCGUUGUUCUUAUCGAAGAACCUAGCAUGGAAUGCUGGGAAGGAAGCCAUAAGGCCAUCGCCUUCCUAGGCCUCCUGGGAUUGGUUUGGUACUCGUCCACUGCAAUCGUUUUUGGGACCAAAUAUGGCGAUGUAGAACACCCGGGCCAGGAUUUGAAAUUUUCUCCCGCCUACAACAUAUUCAUUAAUUUCGUUAAAGCGUUAAUGGUGGGUGCGGUCGUUUUGGCUGCGGAACAUCAUAUGAUCGUGUUGUCCCUGCUACUCGUGGCGAAUCUAGGUGCGAUUAUUUUCACUUUGACAUUCAGGAGGAUUUUCAAGUUUCAACUGUCAAAUUCUUUGGUGUUGAUCAUCUGGCGCGCAGUAAGUUUUAUUUGUGCUGCCCUCGCAGCUGUGGCAGCUCUUGUUUCUAAAAUAAGAAACGACCCCGACUCUCUUCUACCUCUUGUUAUUUUCCUCGGUGGCUGUCUUCUGGUGAUACUCGUCGCUCUCAUUGCAUCAAUUUACCUCAGAAAUCGAAGGAGAACUCCCGUAGAAGAGCAGCGCAGAACAUUCCGUCAAAAAUUACUGUCGUUGGAAACAAAAUUGGUUCAGGAAAACUAUAUGAUAAACUCUUGGACGAAAGGCCGCGCCCAAUGGAAAAGACUGGUGAAGAACGUUUACGAAGCACAGAAAGCUGACCGCUCCGUCUCCCCGUCAGUUUAUGCACACCUCCAAGUACCAGCCCUUCCAUUCCCUCCACCUCCCCUAGAGGAAGGACAGAUAGCUGAAGCAGAACCAAGUAUUUCAGCUUCCCUUCCCCCUCCCCCUACUUAUGAUGAUCUGUUUCCCAACAUCAUGGGACCAUACGGUGUUCCUCCCGUCCCUCCACCUCCAUAUACUGAAGGGAUAACAGACGAUGCGACUAUAGACGAGGGGAGAGAUGAUCCAACCCCCCUAGCACUACCCCCAGAGACUAAAGACGAGUCUGCAUCUGGGAGCCAGUCUUCCUCGGACGACUCGGUCACUAUUACGUUCACAGAUGCGGCACUAAACUUGGAAGCUGAACGAAAGCAAUUCAUUGGAUCAGGCACGCAUGCCCCACCCUAUUACACGGAUGAAGAAAUGGACACUCGAUAUGUGGAGCGGCAAGAUUCUGAGGACUGGAAGCUAUGGAAUAUCAACAGCAUGGAGUGCAAUGGCACAAAUCUGCUGCUCGUGCUGGAAGAGUACAUCCAUUAUUCUGCAUUCUCCUUCUCCUUCAUUCUUCAGCUUCCUCUGUGGCGUUCUGCCGUCAAAAAAUGUGACUGGCCUGGCUUGCUGCACUGCCUGACGGUCUUGGAGGGUAGCCUCACUGGAAAGUUUAACACUCCCACCGGAGUCGAUAUAUCGCAGGCUCACUUGAAUGUCCCCAUAUUUGAGCUUCACCCAGAUAUUGAUACAGAAGAACCGCCAUUUUACGAACCUGAAUCGCGAGAUCCCGAAGUAAUCCGAGCGCAGUCCGACCGUGAACGAUCACGCGCACUCGCCGAUGUGAAAAAUGUCGGCGAAUUCGGUGAACAGUGGGCCGAGCUUCUCGACAAACUUCUACCUACAAAACCGAUUACGAAAAACUGGGUAUGGCUUGAAGAGGUAGGUGGUUUCCAUGUUUACCUGCGAAGGCCCAUUGAAGGGACCAUAACGGAAGUGGGCCCUAAUGGAGUAAAGAUGGCUAGGGGAGCCUCGAUUGCGCUGCCAAAACAUAUCCAAGGCACAUUGUCAGAUACUAAAAUUACAUUUGAUAAGGGAUACGAGCCUAAAGGGAAAAAAGGGCCCGUUUCUGUUGCUGUUAGUGAGCUGGGACUCGUGAAAAUUGAUGAGAAACUGUACGUGACAGCUCAAGGAAAAAAACUGAGGUACGACAAAGCAUUGGAAAGUAUGAAGACUUUAACGUGGAAAUAAACUGUGCAAUUUGCGAUAGAAUUUAUGCGUGACGUUUGCGUGACGAAUGUUUGAAGCCUUACUUAGAAGUGUCAUGUAAGUCACGCCUUAUGAUCCGAGUGUUUGUGACCCGUCUGCGACUGUCACCGAAGCAACGAAUUUCGCCUUCAAAGGGAGUUGAAAUAAUUUUUUCCUUUCAAGGGAGUAAAUAAUCCUUUAUUACUUACAGCGGAUGACUUCCUGGAGUAAGUAUUAAAAUCACGAGGCAAAAGGUCAUCUCAAUUCCCUUGGGGAUUGAACUUUUGACCCUCACACCGAGAUCUAAUUAUUAGUUCUCCUUACUGUUUACCAUAAAAUUCUUAUAAUUUUAGUUCAGAGAAUGUAGUAUUUGAUCAAUAAAUAAAACCCCAAAGUAAUGUGUUUCUUUAUUCUCAUCACUAGUAUUCGAAAAAUGUCUAUAGCUCGCCUGUAUGUGUCCUAACCAGCAGAAACAUUUAUGCUGGUAGGAGCGGUAGUCCAAAUAUGGUAGACUGUUCUUACUAUUUCUUAUUUUAUCACUUACAUUUUUUUUUUCUGAGAAAAAUAAUGUACAGUAAUUUAGGAUUUUUAAAUAACGCAUUUUUUUAGAUUUUGAAGACUGGUUCGCCUAGAUUAGCACUUGCUCUCUGUCUGUCGGUCAGCCUAGCUGUAACUUUUAUUUUGAGAAUAAAGAAUAAAAUAAAAUGAA